AUGAUUGGUGAUGGCAUCUCCUAUAUAAAAGCGGUUGGGUCGGUGUGCAUAAUAUAUCUCAAUCGUCCGCUCUCACAGAACCAAACUCCGCCGGUUGCCGGAAAGCUUAGACCGAUCUCUGUAAAUCCGGUCCCCGGAGACCCAAACACCCCCAGUCCCAAUCCUUGGCAGGAGACUCAUCAUGUCUUUAAUCCAAGAAUCAUCAAGAUUGUUGAGCAGUUGAGAGCACCUAGAAAUCUGGAAAAAAAAGCUCACCAUUAUACGAUGCAGAUGCAAAGUUUUGCAGGUUUUGCAAUUGACCACCGUCAAUUUUCUGCCCUAGCUACUUGA
Molecule: messenger RNA, 330 nt
Organism: Lactuca saligna
Lineage: Eukaryota; Viridiplantae; Streptophyta; Magnoliopsida; Asterales; Asteraceae
Source: the annotation of a GenBank genome assembly